AUGAGCGACAAGUGGGUUGUUUUCAUUGAUUUCAAAGAACAUGAAUCUGAGCCACUGGAGUUCGGAGCGAUCGUAGCGAAUUCUGUGACGCUGAGUUCCUUUCAAGAAUGUUCGGUUCAUAAUAUGGAAACCUAUAUCGAAAGAAUUCUCAAACGCCAACCUGGUUCACCUAAACCCUAUAAUACCUUCAUGGAGAUCCACGACAUGCUCAACAACAGAAUCUGGAUUGGACAUGACAUAAUCAAGCGAGACAUCUGUUGCAGCGGGAUAAUCAAAAGGCCCUCAAAGAUCAAUGGAUUUUGA
Messenger RNA from Microthlaspi erraticum, 303 nucleotides. NCBI's taxonomy places the organism in Eukaryota, Viridiplantae, Streptophyta, Magnoliopsida, Brassicales, Brassicaceae. The record is from the annotation of a GenBank genome assembly.